This is a messenger RNA of Kluyveromyces marxianus DMKU3-1042, 1080 nucleotides long. RefSeq names its product oxidoreductase (gene CYC2). Lineage: Eukaryota; Fungi; Ascomycota; Saccharomycetes; Saccharomycetales; Saccharomycetaceae. Bases 1 to 1080 code for a protein of 359 amino acids. Gene Ontology annotation, molecular function: oxidoreductase activity. The record is from RefSeq and is a predicted model, not a curated record. The transcript has a single exon.
AUGAAGAUUGUGCUUGGAAAUGUUGGUAAAAGGUUAUUCUCAUCAAGUGUUAAUUCAAUUCCAAAACAGCCUAAUCAUGGGUCUUUGUUAAAAAAAGUGGCGGCUCUUGUUGGAUGUGCGACAAUCACCGGUUUAUCAUGGAGAUAUUAUGAACAGAAUUAUUAUCAAACAGAACUUUCAAGAGAGUAUUUCACGAAAUAUCGGAUUAGUCGCAAACAGACUAUCGAUCAGGAUCAUUAUCUAAUCCAAUUGCAGCCUUUAAAACCACAAAGAACUAAUCUGUGGAGUACAAUGGGGUCUUCAAAGCUUUGGUCAGUGGAGGUAAAACAACCAGAAAUUAUGGUUGUUCGUAGCUAUACACCUUUGCCGCUGAUGUUGAACGAGAACGGAUCGGUAGACGUACUCAAAGAUGGCGAGAAUGCAAAUGGUGCUUUAACCUUCUACAUUAAAAAGUAUAAACAAGGCGAAGUUGCCAGGUGGAUUAAUAGCCUUCCGAUUGGACAUGUUUUGGAAUUACGUGGACCUUACAUUGAAUAUGAGAUCCCAGAGAUCCCAGGUGAAGUUAAAAGAGAUAGAUCAUUCUUGUGGGAUGAUGAACUGGAAGCUGCCUCACAGAAAUUCCAAUACCAACCAAUUGAUCUGUUAUUCCUCAGUGGGGGGACCGGAAUUGUUCCAUUACUACAAAUGACUCUUACAGAAUCCCCAUUUAGGGGUAAAAUUGCAGCUUUCCACAGCUGCAAGUCCAAGACAGAAUUGGGUCCAUUGGAAGGGAUUUUAAAUAAGUUAUCCAGCAAUGGACGCAUUAAGCUACAUCUUUACGAAAGUCAAGAUGCAUCAAAAUCUUUCCGUAAUAACUUAAACUCUAUUAAAAAGUUAAUACCGGCACCAUAUCCAUACAAUGGUCCACAGCCAUUCAAAUCCAUUGACCCUCAACUGAAACCGGUGCUAGCGCUAGUGUGCGGUCCUGAAGGUUUCAUUUCUACAGUUUCGGGUGCCAAACUCGAUUCCAUGCAGGGACCUGUUAGUGGAAUUUUGGGUUCUAGAGGCUGGAACAACUCAAAUGUCUACAAAUUAUCGUGA